Messenger RNA from Stomoxys calcitrans (stable fly), 2845 nucleotides. RefSeq names its product transcription factor YY2. Gene Ontology annotation, biological process: regulation of transcription by RNA polymerase II. The record is from RefSeq and is a predicted model, not a curated record. NCBI's taxonomy places the organism in Eukaryota, Metazoa, Arthropoda, Insecta, Diptera, Muscidae. Gene Ontology annotation, molecular function: DNA-binding transcription factor activity, RNA polymerase II-specific; RNA polymerase II cis-regulatory region sequence-specific DNA binding. The transcript has a single exon. Gene Ontology annotation, cellular component: PcG protein complex; transcription regulator complex. Bases 422 to 2353 code for a protein of 643 amino acids.
UACGAGGAAUUAGCAUUUUGGCAUUUAGUGUGUGUGAAGAUAUACAGGAAAAAAAUAAAUAUCGAAGAGCCAUUUUGGAACAAUUCCGAUUUUCCGCCAUAUUAUAUUUACCGGCUUUUUUCAAAAUAUUUACAUUUUGCAAUGUAAACAAACUUCAGAAAACGUUAGUUUAAAUAAUUUACCAAAUUCGUGAAAAUAAUUGUAGAGAAAGGUUGCGGUGGCAGCAGUCGCAAAGAACAAAAAAUGCGUAGACAAACAGAGAAAACGAAACCCAACAACGCGUCUGCCAAACAAUAAAAUUGAGAAAAACAAAGCGAAAAUCAAAAUUCUACAAAGCAAAUUGCCGAAAAUUGCUUCGGAAUCGAAUAAAGUUUGUUGAAAAAAGACUUAAUUUCCCUAAACAUUUUUCAGAGUGGUCGUAAUGAAUAUCCACAAUUUCGCUUUGGGCUCUGGCAGCUCGGCGCCUAUUGUGAAUAAUCUCUCGUUGGCUUCUGCAGCAGUGCCCGUGACACAUAGUGCUACAACAUCACCUUUAUACUUUACUCACAUAUUACCUCCAUCCACGACCAUCAUUGAGCAGCCCUAUACAUCGGAUUUGGAAGAGCCUAUAGCAAACUGUGGCCCCGUUGGUGAAAGUUUUCUCAUAGAGGAGAUUAUCGACGAACGCGAUGAAGAAGGCAACAUUGUCGUUGAUCCGGGGGAAUUUUUUAUAUCAGGAGAUAAUAUACAAUACUAUGCAGUUCCUGAACCAUUGCCGCCGCAAAUGAUAAUGCAGCCAUCAGCGGCGGAUGCCCUUCAAGCCUAUGCCGAAAGCGUAAAUGUUAGUGAGAGUGUUAUGCUGCCAACUAAUUCCCCACAAGUUCUUGAUCAGUAUGUAGCAGCCCAGCUAAACUUGGGGGCUAGUCAAUUUGGCAUGCCUGCGGCUAUAAUACCAUCACACAUUAAAAUGGAGCAGCCUGACAAUAGUGACUUGUCCAAGGUGGUAAAGCAAGAAGUUCCGGAACGUAAUCACAUGCUCUGCAGCAGAGAAAGAAAAGAAAAAUUACUUCACAACAAUCGAAACAAGAAACCACAGGCAGCCAAAAGAUGGAAACAGACGAAAGUCCCCAUUCGCAUAACGCAAGAUGAGUUUAAUGUUACAUUAUGGUCAGCAUUGAAUUCGGAGGAUGAAGACGACCAAGCUAUGGAUAACGACGAACAACCUGAUCAAAUUGUCACAAAGAUACAUGAUAACUCAAUGGAUUCCACGGAAACCAGAUCAAAUUCGAUCGAAGAUGUAGACGCCACUUCGCGUGUAAAUCGAAUGCUUCUUGAAGAAUCCAGUAUGAUGCAUGUGAACGACGGCUUAUCACCAGCAGAGUAUGUCAUUGUUCCCGAUCCUUUUACUGGGGAUAUUGUGGAAGAAGAGGUUCAGACAGCUUCCGCAGUAGAAGACAUUAAAUGCGAAGAGACCUCCUUACAGAAUUCAGAAUAUCAGCUUUCCUUAGUACCACCUUCGCCACCGCAUCCGCAAGAACUUUUACAGCCCAAAGAAGAAAAACGUCAACAACAAGCUUCUAGCUCAUCCAGGAAUACACAGCAAAUAGUUCCAUCACAAUUGAUGGGCAUCAAGCAGAUAAAUUCCUUGGGAGAACCAACAGUAAAACUGAAAAAUCCCAUGACUUCAAAUAAACAUAAUAAGAAGUCCGUAGCCCAAUCUAUAAAUGCCACAGCAAUGAACAGCAGCGGUGUGACUUCAAUAGCACCAUCCUCAUCACCACCACCACUCCAAUCCAACAAUCAACUACCGCAUCAGUUAUCAGUUGCACCUGCGUCAACGCAGCCCUCAAGUAUUGUUUCUACAACUACCACAGCCUCAGGGACAGUCACAAUUUUCCGGUGCACAUAUCGCGAUUGCAACAAAGAGUUUCGAAAUCAUUCUGCCAUGCGCAAGCAUUCAGCUACUCACGGUCCUCGUGGCCAUGUCUGUGCCGAGUGCGGAAAAUCCUUUGUAGAAAGUUCAAAACUAAAGAGACAUCAGCUGGUCCAUACCGGCGAAAAGCCCUUCGAAUGCACUUUUGAGGGUUGUGGCAAACGCUUCUCACUUGACUUUAAUCUUCGCACCCAUGUGCGCAUACACACCGGAGAUCGACCUUACCACUGCCCAAUCGAGGGAUGUCACAAAUGUUUUGCUCAAUCAACUAAUCUGAAGAGUCACAUGUUGACUCAUUCCAAGCCCAAACGUAAAUGGCCCCGACCAGUUAGCAACAAACCUCUGAUAGCUCGAUAUGGGCGUUUAGAAUUGGGUGAAGAUCCCAAUUUGGUUUAUUUGGAGACUAAUGAACAAUACGGUCCUAUUUUAGACAAUUCAUAAAUGAAAGAAGAAAACUAAAUUCUCUUGCGCAAUGAAUUUGCCGUUUACUUCAUAUGGUAACCGCCACUGUAAAUCAAUUUCACUUCCGUUUUCCCAAACCUUAAAUCCCAAUUAUAGUUUUUAAUUUUUUCAGUUACUCAAUUUUGUUUUGUUUUUGAAAUGCAUCAAUUUUCUUUUUUUUUAAAUAUUUGCUUAGUCUAAGGUUUUGCAACUAGCAGCAGUAAAAUUCGUAUUUUCAUUUUAGUUUCGAAAAAAAAAACAAAAUAAUAAUUUCUUUGUUCAUAUUUGCGUAUUAGAUGCAUACAACUUACAUACACACGUGUGUAUAGCGGGAAGGAAAAUUUCAAGUAAAUGAUAAAAAUAUUUUUACAAUGUAACACAUAGUGUGGUAGCGAUUUGUAAUGUUUUUAAUUUAGAAUGUAAUAAUUACUAUAAUAUGUAACUGUAUUUUUAUAACGGAUCACUGAAUUAAAAAUAAUAAAAAAAAACAUG